Molecule: messenger RNA, 381 nt
Organism: Cooperia oncophora
Lineage: Eukaryota; Metazoa; Nematoda; Chromadorea; Rhabditida; Trichostrongylidae
Source: the annotation of a GenBank genome assembly
AUGUUCCUCCAGGAUGGUCAUUAUGAGAAUCUCACACCCCUCAACAAAUUAGCUCGUCUACCUCCACCUCCGAAAGACGACGCAGAAAGCCGUCAGUAUGAAAAUGUCGCAACAAAUGUUGAUCUUGUAAAAGUUCUCCAAGAGAUGGCAAGCGAAAGUAGAAGCAAAGAAGAGUUAAGUAUGGAAUCAAAGAGCGGUGAGCGUAAAACAAAACAGAAGAAGGAAAAAGCUGCUAGAAAAGGAACAAGUACGGAACAGAAGAGUAAAGAAGGAAAGCUAGCAAAAGGAAGUAAGGAGGAAGGAGUAGGCAGCAAAGAAGCUCUAGGUUUGUGGCAUCCCCUCUACUACUUUAACUUACUUGGGGGUAUUCUCAAACAGUGA